AUGCAGUCCUCCGAGAACCCACUUACCUCCGAUCACUCAAUGACAGAUGAUAUUGAUCAUGACCUUGAUAACGCCUCGGAUUGGGAGAGCACAAACAUGGACACGCCAGUUCAAAGCUCUGAAGCCGACUACCAAAGCCUCAGAGAAGCUAUUGAGAACAGCGAUACUGCAAAAAUCGAAAGCAUCUUGGACGCGAAUGCAGACUUGCUAAACGUCUCAUUUGAUUGCGAGAUAACUGAGGACUCCGAAGCUGCCACCCUCCUAGUUACUCCGCUUGCCUAUGCUGUGGCACGUCGGCUGGUCGAUGUGGUCAAGUACUUCUUAUUUGAUCGGGAUGUUGUUGACCGACCAACUCCUACCAAAGGCUGGUCAGCACUACAUCUCGCUAUCCGCUACGAUUAUCAUGACAGCGUGGGUCUGCUACUAAGCAAAAACUCGGCAACAGACCAGCCAGAUAAUGAGGGAAUGACCCCGUUGCACCUAGCUUCUCGAUAUGGGCGUGUCGAGCUAGCUGGGCUCCUUCUGGAUACAGGUGCCAGCUUGGAUACUCUCGACGAUCAAGAAUGUACCCCAUUUCAUGUGGCUUGCAUAUAUGGCCAACUGAAAGUCCUUGAGCUGCUAUGGGAGAAAGGGUCACCAAGUCAGAUGUCUGUUGAAAACGCGUACCUCUUUAAGCCAUUGGGCUUAGCAGUCAUAAAUGACAGGCGUAAUAUAGUCCCUUGGCUUCUCAAGAAUGGCGCAUCCAUGUCACACCCAGGUGGCAAGCAUGGGAAAACUGCCCUACACUUGGCCUGUUCAUUUGGCCACUUCGAAAUGGUCCAAUUGCUUCUUGAGCAACAUGCAAACAUCCACCAAAAGGAUGAUUUCUCCAACACGCCUCUAUUGCAAUCAUGUUGGGAUCCGCAGCCACAAAUCUUCGCCUUGCUGCGAGACGAAGGUGCACUAGUGUCGGAUGUGAAUGAACAUGGCCGUAAUGGCUUUCACGCCGUCGUUUUAUCCGAUGAGCCAUUUGGAGAGGCGCAUGAAGAAGUUCUCGGACUUUUGAUCGGCUCAGGCGCUGAUAUCAAUCACCGCGACAUCUUCGGUUUUUCGCCUCUGUACCAUGCUUGCAAAAAGGAGGAGACCGGGCUUAUCGAGAUUCUGCUCAAUCUUGGCGCCGAUAUAAAUCAGAAGACUACACCUCAUGGACUCACCCCUCUUAUGGAAGCCUGCUGCAAACCAUCUAAGGAACCGGUAGAAGUUCUCCUACGCGAAGGUGCCGACACGUCCCCUGUUAACCCUCACGGGCUGACUGCCCUGUCCCUAGCAUGCCAACACGGCCAUCUCCAUCAUGUUGAUGCACUGAUGACAAAGGGUGCUGAUGUUGCAGCCCGUGACCGAGACGGCCACAGACCGUUGUGUAUUGCAGCUAUUUCCGGAGAGACGCAAGCCAUGCUGAAGAUCCUGGAAUCCCCACGGUACUACCCACUAUAUCCGGCAGAUCCUACAGAUCCAACAAGUCGAGACAUCUUCAUUACGGAUGAGCCUCAUACCUCUGAAAUCGAGGAGCCUCUACUACAUGCAGUCGAAAAUAACUUAUACGCGACAACAACGAUGCUUCAUGUCAUCAUGUACUGGGCUGUUGCUCAUGGCCGUAUCAACCUAGUCAAGGAAUGCAUAUCCCGUGACCCAGAGGCGCUACACUGGAAUCGUAAAGAGGCUAAUUGGCUGCAUGUUGCUGCUCAGCAUGCCCAGCCUCAACUUAUCACCGGUCUUCUCUCAAGCGUUGAUGCAUCAAAGAAGGCUGCGGGCAGAGUGACCGCUCUACACCUCGCUGCUGUUAGUGGCAGCUUAGAAACCGCCUCAUGUUUGUUGGAACAAAUAGGACUUCAAUCUCGAGAUCUACCAGCCAAGGAAGCAACAGCCACUGCAAUACUGCAGCGUGAUAGUCGGGGCAAAUCACCUCUCAGUAUCUCCAUUUACCUCAAGUUUGAGAGAAUUACCAAUCUCUUCUUGGACGAGAUCAAGGAAUUCGGGACUUCUAACAAGAGUUUUGGGGAAACUCGUCCAGAAGAAGCCGCUUUCAUUCUGGAACAGCUCGCUCAGUACGAAAAGCCUGGCAAUGAGAGUACCUUGAAACACCUGCUAGAGCAGUGGUCCACAGUUUCAUCCUCUAUAGAGCUUGCAAGACCGAUAGAACUAAAAAGUCCACUCGAUUGGGCUGUAUAUUGCUCCCAAGCACCUGCAGUCUGGUGGUUGCUCUCUAAGGAAGGUUACUCGUCAGAUCAUGCUAUCAACAACGCCCGCCAACUCGUGCUUUACUCGAAAGAUGCGGGCAUUGCAAAGAUUCUUGAUGAGUUACUACAAAAUCCACUCCCGGCUUUGAGCAACAUUGCGAACCCGAUCGAUGACCCUCUUCCCGAGUUACCGAGGCCUACGGACGCCAAGGAUCCUGCACUCAAAUUCCGAGGAACUAUCGUUGAAAUGUACUCCGAUGGCACAAUCAAAAGUACCCAGGAUCCAAAUCCAACAAGCGAGAAUAUCAUAUAUGGCCAGGGGCCGGACAGAAUCAUGGAGGACUCUACAGAUCUAGACCAGUGGCAUUUGAAUGCCCUGAAGAGCAAGAUCAGAGAAUUACAAGCAGCUCCCAGCUCUACUCGAGGUUCACCUAGCGCCCCCUAUUCCAAAAUCCUUCCAAAUUGUCAUGGCGAUGAUCAAAGCACCUCUCAUCGUCUUGAUAGGCGACUCCAGCUCCGUUGGAUUCACCUUCCCGUUAAUAAGUCCUAG
Clonostachys byssicola is the source of this 2766-nucleotide messenger RNA. The record is from the annotation of a GenBank genome assembly. NCBI's taxonomy places the organism in Eukaryota, Fungi, Ascomycota, Sordariomycetes, Hypocreales, Bionectriaceae.